AUGGUUCUUCACAGAGAACUCGAACAUUUCUUUUCAUCUCCAUUCAGCGACCCUCCCAAAGAUGGGUCGAAAUCCAGUGGGAUGUCCAUUGAAAAGAAGAUAGAGUUCCUCGAGAGCUUAACUGGAAAGGUCACAAAUCGAAGGUCCCGUAGGUGGUUAAAUGACCGUCUCUUGAUGGAACUAGUACCGCGUUUAAAUGCAGAGGAAAUUAAAGGCUUAUUUGCUCCACCACCUUGGGGUGAUGAAGUCCCGCCUUCUACAUUUUCCAUGACUAACAUAGAGGAAUGGGACCGAUUCAGGAAUAUAGACAUGGAUAAAGAGGUUAAUAUAAUUAAUUCCCUGGAGAACUCUGUAGAAAAAAGGAAAGGUCACAUUGAUUCCGACAAGUUGGCAGUGUUGAAUGGUUGGCGUAGAAUUGAUUGUAGAACAAGAGAUGCACUUCGCCGCAGCUCUCUUUCUGAGCUCAUAGAGAAUUAUGAGGAAUGUUUAAAAACCUUCAUAACAGAGAGCAUAGAUGGAGAUGUUCUGGAGCUGCAGAUUCAAGAUCCUUUCCACAGAUUGCUUCUGCAUGGAGUUUGUGAGUUCUACAAUCUGGCAUCGGAUACAGUGACAGAUAAUAACGGUGUGGAGUCGUCAAAGAUUACAAAGAUAAAGAAGAAGAAAAGGGGUUCGCCAGUGCUCCCAAAUAUCACUCUGUCCCAUUUUCUGAAGAUGUCCAAGGAAGGAAGUUGGUAG
Messenger RNA from Sphenostylis stenocarpa, 735 nucleotides. NCBI's taxonomy places the organism in Eukaryota, Viridiplantae, Streptophyta, Magnoliopsida, Fabales, Fabaceae. The record is from the annotation of a GenBank genome assembly.